UAGCUACUCAGGAGUUCUGAUCCAUUUGACAUAUCCAACCCAUUUUUUGUAACUACUUUUUAGCUCCACCUCUGGUUUCAUUUAAAAAAAAAGCAGAAAGAAAAAAGAAAAGGCACUGGAGAAAAGUUGUUGACCCUGGCCAUUCCUGUAACCCCCCCACCCCUCCAACCCAGCGGAGGAUAGGGGGCGGGGACCAGUUACUGCAAGAGCAGCAGCAACUGUGCCCACUCGCACAAGGCCUCGGACCGGACUAGAACAAUUUUUGUUAGAGCUGUCCCAACAGUUUGGUCCCACAACUGCGACAUGCCGUUUGCCAAGCGAGUUGUGGAGCCUCAGUUUCUUUGCAGGUACCACAUCCCGAACACGGAGGGCGUGUUGUUCGAUGAUCUGUUUUGCGUAAACAACCUGGCUUUGUCCCGAAGUCUGCGGCAGCUUUCGGACAUGGCCCAACACGCCUGCUCCAUUUUUAAGGAGCUGGAGAGCGAACUGUUAUCCAACAGUCUCAGGCUCCGUGGGCUUCAGAGUAAACUUAACCGACUCCAGGAGACCUGCUCCAGAUUGGAUUAUCAACUGGAGUUAGUGCCGGAAUCCAGUCUUGACAUUGAAUGUAAGGUGAAAUCCCAUUACCAGAUAACGUAUCACCAUCCAAAAAAAAUCUUCCAACCAUCUUCGCGGCCAACGUGUGUGGAUGAGCUCUACAGGCAGGCCAGUUUUGGCUUGUGGAUGCUGCACAGUGAUCACCAAAGGAGACAAUCAGGAAGCAGUGAGCAAAUUGCAACUGUGCCUCGGAUACCCAAGUACCCCGCCGCUAACAGUAGAAAACACAGAACCUCAAAUUUAACAAUGUUAGAAUCCAUCGACACCUUCUUCCCCACCAAAUGUUGUCGCUUCUCUCCCUGGAGCAAAAAGGAUGCACUCUCUGACUCUGACACUGAUGGGGUGGCUCUGGGUCUUUGUUCUAAGUUUCCCAUUCCUAACACACCCUCCACCUUGGACAAGCAGACUAACUGGACUAAAGCUUUGCCGCUACCUACUCCCGCCGAGAGAAUGAAAAGCAACUCUCAAGUCAUCAUUUCUUCCGUCAUCCCCAUAAAUGUGACAGGGCUGACUUUUGACAGAGAUGCUACUCUGCACUGCUCGGUUAUCAACUCAAAGCCUAUGCUUCAGAGAAGGAGGACGCUGAGGAGGAGGAAAAUGGACACUUGUCAUUUGCAAGAUUUCGGUAGGUUACCACCAACGGCACUGUGUAAAGAUACUUGUGGCAGCAGCUCCACCUGUCCCUCACAGACAUCAGAAACAGUGCCUCCUGCUGCAUCUUCGUCACUUACCAGCUCGUGUCAGAGUGACUCCGAGCUCUCUCUGAUUAGCCCCACCCAUGCCAACGAUGACUCCGCCGACCUCGUUCUCGACCAUUGUCCGGACCCGAGGGCUCAGCGUUCAGGCUCUUUUUCCUCCACUGUCACGGACGUACUGGAAAGCGCCGGUAUUGAAACAGCCGUUGAGCAGGAGUGGAGUAACAGCCAUGUCGGGCAUUCGAGAUCUGAGCGUUUAAGUCCCGACAAGGUGGAAAACAUCCUUGCUUGCUCCAGUUUCACCAGUAUAGUCACAUGCGAGAGCAGCUUAUCUGACAAAACGCCAUCCGAGAAAGCCGACACCGUGUCACACUGCUCUGUGGACACGGAAGGAUAUUACACAUCCAUGCACUUUGACUGCGGCCUAAGGAGAAGCGCGAGCUACGUGUACAGCGACUGCACACCAUCUGGCUCGGAUUUCGUCCUGUCAGAUGUGGGUUACUCCAAGACUUUGGGCCGAAGUUGUCUUUUUUUAAGGAAAUCAAAAAUAAAACCGUACCCGCCGAAGAGGAUUUCAUCGUUGACAACCAUAUGCAAUCUGGAGAACCACCCUGAUGAAAAUGAAGCAAAACAUUUUUUGCCUUUUUUAUCCGCUAAGGAGGAGAAACCUCGGCUGGUUUCAACCAGCACUACAGGUCAGUCGGAAUACUCGUUUUUAUGCAGGGGACCAUCAGCAAUGCGGCAGUGGCUUCUCCCAGAUGAUCCUUUUGAAUCAGCUGUUUUGAGCUUCUCGGGUCAAUUUAAAGACAAGGGUAUCAUGCAAACCAGUGUUUCUCAAAGUGGCUUACAAUUCAGCGAUUCCUCUCAACCCUCGUUGAACUCCAGUGAAGAUAAGACGGUCGAUGAGCAUAUUAGAUACCAGAUGACGUUGGUGUGCCAGUGUGACACCGCUGCUUCACCGUCACCAACAGAUGACGAGUUUAAGGCAAUAUCGCCCACGACGCCGACCACAAUUACAAGCCCGUCCUGCGGUUACUCGAGUGAUUACCCUACCCACACCUCUUCAUUCCCUUUAUCUUUCGCCCCUGCGCCACUGUCACCACCUAAUGGCAAAAGCAAGCCCAAUGUCCCGGAGAGGAUGUCUUCCCUUUCUUCUCAGUCUCUACAGUGGCAGUCCAUCAAGAAAAAAGACAAAACGACCACGAGUGAUGAUGGUAACACGAUUAUGGAAUACAGGAAGGGCAUUGAAAUGAACACUCAAAAUAAACAGAACAUACCAAAUUCUUGUAAAGUAUUCAGCUCAACAGGCAUACCCGUCACUCUUGACUCAGUGAUGCAACGAUCCCUCACUGACAAAUGUGAGAAGGAGAUGCUAACGUGCGCAUCUGCAUCACAUCUACAUUUUGUAUCAUUAGAUGAGCUGGGUAAAGCCCUAGUGUCACCCGUAGAGCGUUUCGGCCAGACAAGGUGUGAGGAGGACGAGCUGGAGAGUUUUGAAAUGUACAGUUUAUUGUCAGAAACAGCAGCGGACAUUGGUGAGGACUCUUUGAGACAGACCGAAGUUACAUGCGAGGAGUCGAAGACAUUGAAAAAACAAGAUGCGUGUUCGACUUCUGCUCCCCUGCUCAGCUCCGACCCCAUCGAGGGGUCGGCUGCCGAAAGCAAAUCCGAGUGGGUUCUUAUGAAUAAAAACAAUAUCGAGGAUGACAGUGAGGAAGAUAAACAUGAGUCAUCAGAUGGCUACGCCAUGAAAGACUCACCAUCCCCAGAAAGUGACGCAGUGUCUCCUUUGAGGGAUUUGUCAGGAACCGAUGAUCCGCCACUCUCCAAAAUUCACAGCACCGAAGAUCUGUUUACCAUAAUUCACAGGUCUAAAAGGAAAGUCUUAGGUCCGAGGGACUUCAACAAGCUGCCAGCAACCUGUCCUGCCUUUGCAUCAGGAAGCCGAGCAAUCACUAGCAACAUGAACGGUGCUGCAAGAUCUCUGCUCCCAAAAAUGUCAUCCUCCUCUGUCACGCUGCCGAGCCUGCAGAAAGUCCCUGUACCCAUAUACAGGAAUGUCAAGAAAUCCAGUACCUCUAAAGAAGAUUUUAAACAGUUACUGCUGAAGAAGGGCAGUUGCUCGAACUCAAACUACCGCAUGUCCGCAACAGACAUUCUCAAAAGCCCCGUUGUGCAUAAAUCUCAGAAGGACGUAUUGUCCGAGUCCCCUUUCCUGCUGCAACAGCCAGAGGAGCAGAGCAUUUCUCCCCUGCAGCAGAAUUCUGGUCAGAUCGAUUUCCUUCCUAGAGCAAAUGCUGAUGGAUACUUCCCCAGAUCCUCCCCAGUAUUCUUCAGUUCUGGACAGGGGCGUUCAAGGAUCCUGCCGCCUGCCAACAGCCGACACAGUGCCCGAAGUAGACCAUAUUUGGCCUUGAUGCAGGUGAUAUCAGAGGGAGAGACAGAAAAUUCAGAUGGAAGUCCUCACGAAGAAAACCCAUCACAGGGCUAUUCAUAAGUUACUGAAAUAAUUAUGAAAAAAGUUGUAUUUUUUAGUAUUUUCUUCUUGUACAAAUUAGUUUUGCAUAAUCAAGUAUUUUACGGUGUCCAUACUUUUGGUAAACAUAGUGAAUAUUAAAAAAUAUAUAUAUAUAUUUUGUGUUUAGAAUCACGAUGAUUGCGAAUAUGCAAAGCUUCCACGAGAUGGUUAUAUUUUAACCAAUCAUUUCUUCCAUUAUUUUCUGUAUAAAUCAGUGAGUCAUCAAUAGGAUUGUCCAGUUUGCUUUCUGUAUUCUGUGAAAAUCUAUGCAAUUUUUUUUGUUUGUUUUUUUUU
This is a messenger RNA of Cynoglossus semilaevis (tongue sole), 4104 nucleotides long. Its product is annotated as Nance-Horan syndrome protein-like. The coding region runs from base 304 to 3789 and encodes 1161 amino acids. The transcript is spliced from 9 exons. Gene Ontology annotation, biological process: lens development in camera-type eye; cell differentiation. NCBI's taxonomy places the organism in Eukaryota, Metazoa, Chordata, Actinopteri, Pleuronectiformes, Cynoglossidae. The record is from RefSeq and is a predicted model, not a curated record.